UCUGUCCUCUUUCUGAAGUUAUCUCUCUUCAAAAGCGGAGCACUAUAAAAGCUGCCCUCUUCUUCCUUCCCUUCUCUACCAUCUAAACUCCAAAUCAGUCGUUGCUCAUUCGGAGAAGCCAAAGACAACCUAUACUUCUCUUUGAUCGGGUUGAGUACUUGAAGAAGAUGUCAAGUAAUCUAAGUCUUCAUUCAUGGGAGUUGCGUGAAGGAUCACUUAUUCUGGACGAUUUUGUAUCAUUGAAUGAUAUGGUAAAACUGGGACUUGAGAAGCUUGUCGUGGAACUACGAGUUCAUCAACUGGAAUUCGAUAAUAAUUCUGGAGAUUUACUAAAUAACAUCCGGAAAACUUAUCUUAGACCCAUGCCUUAUGGCAUUCUGCGGCGACAUGAUGAUAUCUGGCGCCAUUUCUUCAAUCGUAUCCUUCUUGAGGGGGGAGUUUUGGGUUUGACUGAUGAGAUUAUGAUCGAAAAGAUGAUCUAUUUUUCUCGUACUAUUAUUAAGAGUACAAUUACUAGUACAGGUACAACUCGCAGUAACAUCCAAGACCCUGUGCCUUUAAUGAUUAUCGUAAUGAGGGUGGAGGAAGAACCGGAAGUCGUCCACACAUUCGUGCCAGCAAGUAAAUCAUCAAUUGAGGCAUUGGACAAGGUGGAGGUGGAUAGUUCUUGUUCUAUAGAUCAGUGUGUAAUAUGUUUGGAAAAGUUUAGUUUUGGUGUUGGCAUGGAAUUGGUCACUCGAAUGCCAUGCUCCCAUGUCUAUCAUGGAGAUUGUAUUGGUCAUUGGCUGCAAUUGAGUCAUUACUGUCCGAUUUGUCGCUUUGAGAUGCCAACAUGAACAAGAAUAUAUUAUGGAGAUUGUAUUGGUCAUUGGCUGCAAUUGAGUAAUUACUGUCCGAUUUGUCGCUUUGAGAUGCCAACAUGAACAAGAAUAUAUUUUUAUUAUUAUUUACGUAAUGUAACGUAGAUUGGAUGAAAGAGACUGCAUAAGGCAGAAUAGCAUUCAUAUGGUGUAAUAGUUCUAUGAAAUAAAUACUUCCUUUACUUCUGUUGUUGCA
Cornus florida is the source of this 1056-nucleotide messenger RNA. RefSeq names its product ERAD-associated E3 ubiquitin-protein ligase HRD1-like. Bases 168 to 836 code for a protein of 222 amino acids. NCBI's taxonomy places the organism in Eukaryota, Viridiplantae, Streptophyta, Magnoliopsida, Cornales, Cornaceae. Gene Ontology annotation, molecular function: ubiquitin protein ligase activity. The record is from RefSeq and is a predicted model, not a curated record. The transcript is spliced from 2 exons. Gene Ontology annotation, cellular component: cytoplasm. Gene Ontology annotation, biological process: protein ubiquitination.